Molecule: messenger RNA, 1014 nt
Organism: Ficedula albicollis (Collared flycatcher)
Lineage: Eukaryota; Metazoa; Chordata; Aves; Passeriformes; Muscicapidae
Product: bile salt-activated lipase-like
Exons: 8
Coding region: 1-1014 (337 amino acids)
Biological process (GO): modulation of chemical synaptic transmission; chemical synaptic transmission; presynaptic membrane assembly
Cellular component (GO): cell surface; synapse; postsynaptic specialization membrane
Molecular function (GO): signaling receptor activity; sterol ester esterase activity; triacylglycerol lipase activity
Source: RefSeq, a predicted model, not a curated record
AUGGCGGCGGCAAUGGCGGCAAUGCUGGGUGUGGUGCUCACCGAGGGAGGAUUUGUGAAAGGUGAGAAUAAGAAACUGGGACUCUUUGGGAGCUACGUCGACAUCUUCAGAGGGAUUCCCUUUGCUGCCCCUCCAAAGAGAUUGCAAGACCCUGAACCUCAUCCUGGCUGGGAUGGAACAUUGGAAACAAAAGACUUCAAACCACGCUGUGUGCAGAUGAAGCUGACACAGACUGAUGUUCGUGGGAGUGAGGACUGUCUCUACCUGAACAUCUGGAUCCCUCAAGGGAGGAAACAGAUCUCUACCAAGCUGCCUGUGAUGGUUUUUAUUUACGGCGGCGCUUUCCUGGUGGGAGGCAGCCAGGGCGCCAAUUUCCUGAACAACUACCUGUACGAUGGGGAGGAGAUCGCCGUGCGGGGCAACGUCAUCGUGGUGACCGUCAACUACCGCCUGGGGCCGCUGGGCUUCCUGAGCACCGGGGACGAAAAUCUGCCAGGGAACUACGGGCUCAAGGACCAGCACAUGGCCAUUGCCUGGGUGAAGAGGAACAUCAAGGCCUUUGGGGGUGACCCAGACAACAUCACCAUCUUUGGGGAAUCGGCCGGUGCCACCAGUGUCUCCCUGCAGACGCUGUCCCCAAAGAACAAGGGCCUGUUCAAGAGAGCCAUCAGCCAGAGCGGUGUCGGGCUCUGCAGCUGGGCCAUCCAGAGGGACCCGCUCCUCUGGGCCAAAAAGCUUGGAGAAAAGGUGGGCUGCUCCACAGACAACACCACCAUCUUGGCCAGCUGCCUGCGCAGCUCUGACCCCAAAACCUUGACCCUGGCCUACCAUCUGCAGCUCACCAACCUUCCCACCUACACUGAGAACAGCAAGUACUACCUGGAUAUCAACAACAAGAUGAGCAAGAAGUCUGUGAAGCAGGACCUGAGAUCCCGGUUUGUGACCUUCUGGAACUCGGUCUAUCUGCAGAUGCCACAGGUUGCCAACAUCUCCCAGUCGGAGUUACUGUUCUGA